Messenger RNA from Neofelis nebulosa (Clouded leopard), 4064 nucleotides. RefSeq names its product DDB1 and CUL4 associated factor 17 (gene DCAF17). Gene Ontology annotation, cellular component: Cul4-RING E3 ubiquitin ligase complex. Lineage: Eukaryota; Metazoa; Chordata; Mammalia; Carnivora; Felidae. Gene Ontology annotation, biological process: protein ubiquitination. The record is from RefSeq and is a predicted model, not a curated record. The transcript has 15 exons. The coding region runs from base 353 to 1909 and encodes 518 amino acids.
UUCCCUCAAAGGGCUCUGGGAACUACCUCUCCGGGUGAGGAGGGUACGGCUCCGGCAGGACGCGCGUUGCGGGGGCGUCGCACUGUCCGCAGCCCGGUCCAGACUUGCAGAGUGUUUGAGUGGCAGGCCGGGAGGGGUAUCUUUUCCUUUACUCUGCGCUCAGACAGCGCCAACCCCUCCUUCCCUCCCCCCACUGCCGUGUGCUCCCUGCCCGGCUCCCCGCGUCAGCUUUUCCUGGGCCCCUGGAUGAGCUGGGGCCUGGAGGUUCGAAGGUAACGGCCGCUGCCUGGCGCGGAAGCGAGGGGCGCGCCCCUCUUCAGCCCAGCAAACCCCGCCCCCGGCCCUUGCCUCCAUGGGCCCAACUCAGAAACCCAACGUGUGCCGCCAGCUGAGCCGCCGGGCGCUGGGCUUCUUCUCGCGGGACGCAGGCGUGGUGCAGAGGACGAACCUGGGCAUCCUGCGGGUGCUGGUGUGCCAGGAAAGUACUAAAUUUAAGAAUGUUUGGACAACUCAUUCCAAGUCACCUAUAGCCUAUGAGAGAGGAAGAAUAUAUUUUGACAAUUAUCGGUGCUGUGUCAGCAGUGUUGCAUCCGAGCCAAGAAAACUUUAUGAAAUGCCAAAAUGUUCCAAAUCAGAAAAAAUAGAGGAUGCUUUAUUAUGGGAAUGCCCAGUGGGGGAAAUACUUCCCAAUCCAUCAGAUUAUAAAUCCUCACUCAUAGCACUGACUGCACAUAAUUGGCUAUUUCGCAUAUCAGCAACUACUGGAAAAGUCCUUGAGAAAAUAUAUCUUGCUUCAUAUUGCAAAUUCAGAUAUUUGAGCUGGGACACUCCUCAAGAAGUCAUUGCAGUCAAGUCAGCUCAAAACAAAUGUUCAGCAUUGGCCCGGCAGGCAGGCAUUCAACAGCCUAUUUUGCUGUACCUUGCAGUGUUCCAUGUUUUACCUUUUUCACUCAUAGGGAUUCUGGAGAUCAGCAAGAAGAUUUUCGGGAACGUUACAGAUGCUACCUUGUCUCAUGGGAUACUGAUUGUGAUGUACAGCUCAGGACUGGUCAGACUCUAUAGCUUCCAAGCCAUCAUUGAACAGUUCAUGCAACAGAAACUUGACUUAGGGUGUGCAUGCAGAUGGGGUGGGACUGCUGGAACUGUAGGAGAGGCUCCUUUUGGCAUUCCUUGUAAUAUUAAAAUCACAGACUCACCACCACUGCUUUUUGAGGUGUCCUCCCUGGAGAAUGCUUUCCAGAUUGGAGGCCAUCCUUGGCACUAUAUCAUCACACCUAAUAAGAAGAAACAGAAAGGAGUUUUCCAUAUUUGUGCCCUGAAAGAUAAUUCCUUGGCAAAAAAUGGGAUCCAAGAAAUGGAAUGUUGUUCUCUAGAAUCUGACUGGAUCUAUUUUCAUCCUGAUGCUUCUGGUAGAAUAAUACAUGUUGGCCCCAAUCAGGUCAAAGUUUUAAAGCUAAAUGAAGUAGAAAAUAAUAGUGCCCAGCAUCAGAUCUCUGAAGACUUUGUCAUUUUGGCCAACAGGGAGAAGAACAAAAAUGAAAAUUUACUAACUGUUACAGCUUCUGGACGGGUGGUGAAAAAAAAAUUUAACCUUCUGGAUGAUGACCCAGAACAAGAGACUUUUAAAAUUGUGGACUAUGAAGAUGAGCUGGAUUUGCUUUCUGUGGUAGCUGUUACCCAAAUAGAUGCUGAAGGAAAAGCUCACCUGGAUUUCCACUGUAAUGAAUAUGGAACUUUACUUAAAAGCAUUCCACUAGAGGAGUCAUGGGAUGUGACAUACAGCCAUGAAGUCUACUUUGACAGAGACUUGGUACUACACAUAGAACAGAAACCCAGCAGGGUCUUCAGCUGCUACGUUUACCAGAUGUUUGCAGAUAAAUGUCAAGCUAAUUAUGAUCAACAGUGCUGAGGAGAAAAAGGUGUUAACCUAUUCCAGAGAUCAAGAAAUUAGUAGCAGAGUCCAUAAAUUUAAAAGAAAUACAAGGAACAAACCUAAAACUAUCUUUUGUGCAAUAGGUAAGAUUGCUAACGUUUUAGAAUAACAGAAAAUAUUUAUAUGUGGCCAAAGAUAAAUCUUUUUGUGUCUGACCUUAAGUGUAAUAACCAUUUGGGCAAGUAGAAGUGAUUACCUUGUGAGCAAGGUAUAACUAUCUUCAUAUAUUAAUUCUAAUCCUUGUAUCUCUACUAAUGGAAAAAUCCAUUCUUGUUUUAUGCAUAUUUAAUAUAAUAUUUGAAGCUUUCAGAGCAUUUUAGAGACCUGAUUGUGGUUACAGAGCAGUUGAAUAAUUAUGAUGUACCGGAUAUUGCCCCAAACUUCCAAUUAGACACUAGCUAUAUCUAAACAGUCAUGCCCAAUGAAUUUACAUCUUGAAAAACAAGUCCAGUAAGAGGGAAUAGAUUAAAAUACCAGAGAAAAGAAAGAAACCAGUGUUGUAUGGGUUUCAAAGCAGAUGCAGUGCUAUGUAAAAGCUGAAAGCCUAUUCUCCAUUUCCAAGAGUGUUUCAGAAAAGGUUAAGACUUCAGUCCGGUUUGAUUUUUUUAAGAAGAGGUUUAUUGAGUUUCCCCAUCUCCUUUAAGUCACUCUCUUCUUUUAAUGAAAUGAUAGGAACUCAUCUGCUCAGAAAGGCAUCUGAGAAUUAGCUGAGAUUCUUGGCUGCUUUUUAGGCUGGGGGCAGGAGUGGGUGGGUGGCUAGAAUACUUCUAGUCUAGGUAUGAACUGACCACUGAGAAACUCCGCAUGUUUCACCACUGCUAAAGUCAGACUAGACCAGGAUCCUUAUGCCGUAUCAGCCGGACACUUUUACCUCAGUGUAAAAGACCACGGGGGGGGGGGGGGGGGGGGGGAAGGUCAGUUGUGGGCACUGUAGCAAAAGAAGGGUUAUGCCCCAACUGGAAGGACAAGCUGUUCCUAUUUAGGUUCAGCUGAUUGUAACAUUUUGUGGGAAUGUGGGCUGCAUGACUUUUAACAAGAUGGUUGAUAAAAAGAUGCCAGAUGAUACAGAAGAUAGUAAAGAAUGUGGGAAAUUUACAGAUAACACACACAGCAGGAGACAGUACAGCACGCUUCCCAAAAAAGUGUGGGUGUCCCAGCCCCCCAUAGUGGCAUCGCAGCUGUUCAUUCCGCCACCUGCCAGCCAUGACACCGCCAUUCUCUUGGGGUGGAGGGACGUGGUGGUUAAUAUCCUCCUGGCCCCACCUCAACCCCCACUCUCUGCCUGACUCUUUUAGAGUCUUCAGUGGUGUGGCCCGCCUACCUAACAGGCACUACUGAUAGGCAUAAAACAUUAUGGGCAACGUUUCUGAGUGUUUAAUGCAAAACUGAGGGAAGCAAUUUAGCUUCUUCCAGCAGGUCUAGAUAUUAAGCUGAUGAGAAGCGUAUUUCUACAUUUCACUCCUUGCGAUGCUGUGUUCUCACACUAUCGAGGCAGCAAGAUUAUCCUUCUUUGACUUGAAAAUGUUUCUCUCAACUCUGAGAGAAAACAAAUCAAAUCCUAUUGUAGUUGCUGUUUGAACUGCCUAGUGAGGAGAUGAUGUUCUAUUUAAACAAAUUAAGGUACUUGACAUUCUUCCACCAACUGAAUGUUUUGUUUCUUGUACAUAUUUUUUAAAUGGUAACUUACAUUUAUUGACUGCUUUCUAUCUACCAGUCACUAUGAUAACAUGUAAAAUGAAAUGGUUCACUCAACAUUCAGAAUAACCAUAUGAAGUGUGAAACUACUGUUAUCCUUCCACAUUUUGUAAAUGAGUAUCAUGAGGCUUACAGAAGUUACUUUGCCACAACUAAUAAGUGCAGAGAUAGGAAACACAUCCAGAUUCUUUUGACACAAACUUAUGCCAGAUUUCCUCCAAAGCUCUCAAAAAGCAAAUCAUGUUACUUUGUCUCAUAUAAAGCAUACCAAUAAUGAUAAUAUUAGGUACAAGAAAAUACUUAGUAAGUGUUUUUUUUAAUGAUGUCUGGAUAUCCAAAUUUUGGACAAAGUUUGGAUGAAAUACAGUUGGCCUAUUCACAUAUCUAACUUGACAUAAAUGAUGGUUCUUCAUUCAGUAGUUAAAAGUAUUUUUUU